AUGAGUUCCCCGAAGGAAAGCAAGAAACGCAAAUCAGACGCAUUGGACCAGGCGUGCCUGGAGCUGAGUGAGGAAGUAGAAAACGCGGAAGAAUUCACAAAGAAAAGUGAAGAAGUAGAAGAAGAAGAUCUUGAAACCCAAUUCAACAACUGGAAGGUGAACAGUGGAUUACUCUACGACUUUGUAAGUAGAAAGGAAUUGGAGUGGCCCUCAUUAUCUAUUGACUUUGGUGAUUAUCACAACGAGAACCAUGAAGAUAAUGUGUUUAAUCAAAUAGUAUGCGUUGGAACACACACGUCUAAUAAAGAGCCGAACUACCUGUACGUGUGUGAUGUGUUAUUCCCACUGGUGCAAUUACCACAAGAGAAUUGUAUUUACAAAACAAAUGAAAAUUACGAAGGAUUUGAUUUCUGUUCAGAUAAAAAAAAAUUUACCAUUCAAUCGAAAAUAGCACAUGAAGGAGAAGUCAAUCGAAUCAAAUUCCUUCCCCUUGAAAAAAAAAAUUUUGUUAUGACCAAGGCAGUUGAUGGUAAUCUUCACCUAUUUGAUAUUAACAAACACAAAAUUGAAACAAGUGAAAAUAAAAUGAACCCAGAAGUGUCUUUCGUGGGAAAUGCUUCAGAUGGAUUCGGUUUAGAUUUUAAUGCAGAAAAAAAAUAUGCACUGACUUGUGGAAAUGAUGGUAUAAUAAAUCUUUACGACUAUACAGAUUUAAAUACUAAAAAAGUUAGUCCUUUUUAUAAGGUAAAAUAUAAAUCUCCAUUGAAUGAUGUGUGUGCAACCAAUGACCCCAAUUUAAUUUUGGCUUGUGCUGAUAAUGGGUACAUAUUACUAUACGACAUCCGAGUCAAGGCAGAAGAACCCGCACAACAGGUUCUAGGCCAACAGGUAGCUGUUAAUUGUAUCUCGUUAAAUAAAUUCACAGGACAUUUUGCAUCUGGAAGUGACAAUGGAAAAAUUAAAAUAUGGGAUAUUAAAAGGUUUAGUGAACCCCAACAUAUAAUUCAUGCACAUAAGGAACCCAUUAUCCGAUUGAACUUUUCUCCUAAUGAUUCUUCCAUCCUCGCUUCUGCUAGCACCAGUCGUUUUAUAAACAUUUAUAAUUUAACGAAAAUUGGAGAAGAGUUAGAUGCAAUUGAUUUGUCGGAUGGUCCAUCUGAGUUGAUUUUCUCUCAUGGAGGACAUACGCAACCGAUUACCGACUUCAACUGGAACCACCACAAACAGCUAAAGAUGUUUAUAGGCUCCACUGGCGAAGACAACACGUUGCAGUUCUGGCAACUCAAGACGGAGCUCCUCGACGAGGCCAACACCGUUCCCACGUCCAAUACCGAUGUCGAGUGA
Plasmodium fragile is the source of this 1344-nucleotide messenger RNA. RefSeq lists its product as uncharacterized. The record is from RefSeq and is a predicted model, not a curated record. Gene Ontology annotation, biological process: regulation of gene expression. The coding region runs from base 1 to 1344 and encodes 447 amino acids. Gene Ontology annotation, molecular function: histone binding. Gene Ontology annotation, cellular component: nucleus. The transcript has a single exon. NCBI's taxonomy places the organism in Eukaryota, Apicomplexa, Aconoidasida, Haemosporida, Plasmodiidae.